CCACACCGGCCACCGGCAGCUUCCUAGGGUUUGUUUAGGGUUUCCUUUAUAACCCUUCGCCCCCAGCCUGUAUCGCCGGCGCCGCCGUCCCCGCCCCAUUCUCCCAACACAAUCAACUGCUAAGCCUACCCUGAUUUCAGUCGCCGCCGCACCAUCUUCGACUUGUAGGUAUCAAGGGCAACUGCAACACUUUUCUAAGGAAUUAGAGCAAGGUGGAAGGAGAUGGGUUUUUUGUUUUCUAAGUAUCUUGCGAGGCGAGGAACUAGGAUUUCAAAGCGGCGGUCCGGUCAGCGCGUCGGCGGCCGUGAGCGAAAGCGUCGGCGGCAUCACCUUUACCUUGUCUUUGAUGACUGGUCGCUCGGGUAUAGCAUCCGCAAGGUAGACUCAUCGCCUGGCUCUCGUCGCCAAUCCGCUGUGAGGCGCUUGCCUCGGCCUUUCUUCCGAUUACAGGCGCCGCAUGGGUCGCCGGAGUACUUCGCGUCAGCCUUUGGCACCAACAUCUUGUCGAUGCAUCCCAGGUCUACCUCUUGCAACAGCUUGUUAUCCGGGAGCUGUAUCCUCACCUUGGACGUCCGCUCGCGGGCUAUCACGUUUGGCCCUCGGUUGGAAAAUACGAUUACCCUUUGCCCUCGGUGGAAAAAUCCGAUUAAUCCCAUCUAUCUCGCCGUCGACAAUAAGCUAUUCACUCUAAGCAAACACUCCUUCGAGAUACUCUCCUUGGAUCUGCUCAGCCCCGUGCCGCCGGAUCGAUCUGGCAGAGUGAGGUGGUCGUGGGAAGUUCUCACGAAGCAGCCGUUCAAGGUUCGCAACGUCACCUCCUACGCAUUGAACCCCUACAGCCAGUCCUUCCUGGUGAGCACCACGAAGAAAGCUAUUGCGGACACGUUUGCCUUUGACACGGUAAAGCUUUCAUGGAAACAAGUAGGCAAAUGGGCGCUGCCCUUCCACGGCCGCGGCCACUUUGACCCUCUCCUGGGCGCCUUUGUCGGGCUCUCCAAAGAUCCAGACACCUUCGGACAACUCUACUUCUGCUACAUGCCCAGCUCCGACACUGGCCACACCCCUAAGUCGAAGCUCGGCAAGAUGAAACUGCUCAGUGAGGACCCAGCCGAGAGGCAUGUAAGCGCCACCCUCGUCUACAUGGGGCGCCGGAGCAAAUUCUGCCUGAUAGAGUGCGUCUCCAUUGAGGGCGACAGUGCUGAUCAGGAGCUCAAGGAAGAGGGAGUCAUGCCCCGACCUGGCCGCUGUCUUUAUCGUUUGACCACAUUCUCUCUCAGCCAUGACAUGAACGGAGACCCGACCACUGGCGGCAGCUGUCGAGUGCAAUACUACAAAGUGCCCGAAGCAACCACUCCGACGUUCUUGUUUGCAGAUCCUGUUGUAUUUUGGAUGUAAAAUGUUAAAAUAAUGUCAUAAUGACGACUUCCUAUGUUUAAUUUUCA
Messenger RNA from Triticum aestivum (bread wheat), 1442 nucleotides. RefSeq lists its product as uncharacterized. Lineage: Eukaryota; Viridiplantae; Streptophyta; Magnoliopsida; Poales; Poaceae. Bases 223 to 1395 code for a protein of 390 amino acids. The record is from RefSeq and is a predicted model, not a curated record. The transcript has 2 exons.